Penicillium lagena is the source of this 4398-nucleotide messenger RNA. Its product is annotated as putative ABC transporter. Gene Ontology annotation, biological process: transmembrane transport. The transcript has 14 exons. Gene Ontology annotation, cellular component: membrane. The record is from RefSeq and is a predicted model, not a curated record. Lineage: Eukaryota; Fungi; Ascomycota; Eurotiomycetes; Eurotiales; Aspergillaceae. The coding region runs from base 1 to 4398 and encodes 1465 amino acids. Gene Ontology annotation, molecular function: ATP hydrolysis activity; ABC-type transporter activity; ATP binding.
AUGGAGGAAGGCAAUUCCGUUGACAAGGAUGCGCGCGCUCCUCCUCGUGAGAAUGUAUAUGUUUCGAGCAGUUCCUGCCAGCUUCCCGCUUCCAGUAUUUCUUCCGACUCAGACGAGGAAGACAGUUUUGCCCCAGUUCGCAGUGCACCAUCAGAUGAGACUGACAAAACCACAUCGGGAUCAUCACUGAGCAAUGAAGAAUUCGCUCACACAAUAUCCCAGCGACGGAGCUAUGCCUCGGGUCACGAGGGAGCAGGAGAUGAUUGGGAGCAGAUCGAACGGCUGAUAUCACGGAUGUUCGGCCGCGAGCGGAAAGCAAAUUCAGAGGAAGAAAAAACGCGGCAUGUUGGCGUUGUCUGGAAGAAUCUCACUGUUAGAGGGCUGGGUCUUGGAGCUACCCUCCAGCGGACGAACGGGGAUAUCUUUCUUGGCUUACCACGACUGAUUAGGCGGUUGGUCACCCGGCGCGGAAAGGGCAACAGCGGUGGAAAGCCGCCUGUGCGAACAAUUCUGGAUGAUUUUACAGGCUGUGUUCGUCCCGGGGAAAUGCUCCUUGUUCUAGGACGCCCCGGCUCAGGCUGUUCAACAUUCUUGAAGGUCAUUGGCAAUCAGCGGUCUGGGUAUGAAAGUAUCGACGGCGAUGUACGGUAUGGUGGAGCGGAUUCCGAAAAGAUGGCGCGAAAUUAUCGUUCUGAAGUUUUGUACAACCCCGAGGAUGACCUUCACUACGCCACACUGUCUGUACAUGACACUCUGCUCUUCGCUUUGAAGACUCGAACGCCAGACAAAGCAUCUCGCAUUUCAGGAGAGAGCCGAAAAGAAUACCAGCAAACAUUUCUUUCCGCAAUUGCCAAACUGUUCUGGAUUGAACAUGCGUUGGGAACCAAAGUUGGCAACGAGCUUAUCCGUGGAGUGUCCGGUGGAGAGAAGAAACGAGUCUCUAUCGGAGAGGCAAUGGUCACAAAAGCCAGUACUCAGUGCUGGGACAACUCAACCAGGGGCUUGGAUGCAAGCACGGCUCUAGAAUACGUUCAGAGCUUGAGAAGCCUGACAAACACCGCGAACGUCUCAACGCUGGUCGCUCUUUAUCAAGCAUCCGAGAAUCUGUUCAAUUUGUUUGACAAGGUCAUCCUUAUUGAAGACGGCAAGUGCGCUUUCUUUGGACGCUCCGAGGAAGCAAAAGCCUACUUUGAAGGGCUAGGUUUUCAAUGUCCACCGCGAUGGACAACCCCCGAUUUCCUAACCUCCGUCAGUGACCCUCAUGCUCGACGCGUUAGGGCUGGAUGGGAAGAUCGUAUUCCUCGCUCAGCAGGGGAGUUUCAAGAGGCCUAUCGCAAAAGUAACAUCUGUCAAACUGCACUUGCGGAUAUCGAAAAAUAUGAAAGGGAGAAUGAAGUCCAAGAACAUGAGAGAGAGAGUGCCAGAAAGAAAGUGGCCAAGAAGAACUAUACUGUUUCGUUUUAUAAACAGGUCAUGAUUCUCACCCACCGGCAGUUUCUCAUCAUGUUUGGAGACAGGCAGUCAUUAAUCGGGAAAUGGGCACUCCUUGUCUUCCAGGCCUUGAUUAUUGGUAGUCUGUUUUAUAACCUACCGGAUACAAGCUCUGGAGUCUUCACAAGAGGAGGUGUCAUGUUUUUCAUACUUCUAUUCAAUGCCCUCCUUGCUCUGGCCGAGCUCACGGCUACAUUCGGGAGUCGGCCGAUCUUAAUGAAGCAUAAAAGCUUUUCGUUCUACCGACCAUCAGCAUUCGCUCUUGCGCAGGUUGUGGUCGAUGUCCCUUUGGUGUUCAUUCAGGUUGUACUUUUUGAUCUGAUUGUAUACUUUAUGGCAAACCUUGCUCGAACACCAUCCCAGUUUUUUAUCAACUUACUUUUCAUAUUCAUUCUGACAAUGACAAUGUAUUCUUUCUUCCGCUCACUUGGCGCCCUGUGUGCGUCACUUGAUAUUGCAACACGCCUUACUGGAGUUUCAAUUCAGGCAUUGAUUGUAUAUACCGGUUACCUGAUUCCGCCGUGGAAGAUGCACCCAUGGCUAAAAUGGCUUAUCUGGAUAAAUCCCGUUCAGUAUGCCUUUGAAGCAUUGAUGGCCAACGAAUUUCACAACCUUGAUAUACGGUGUGAACCGCCAUACAUAGUUCCCGACGGACCCAAUGCGUUGCCGUCUCAUCAGAGUUGCGCUUUACAGGGGAGCACGCCGGACCAGACCACUGUGCGAGGUGCAGACUAUAUCAAAGCAGCCUAUACAUACUCGCGCUCUCAUCUGUGGCGAAACUUUGGUAUAAUAAUUGGGUGGUUUAUUUUCUUUGUGGCUCUGACUAUGCUGGGAAUGGAGCUGCAGAAACCUAAUAAAGGUGGGAGCUCUGUAACUGUGUUCAAGAGGGGUGAGGCACCGGAAGGGGUUGAAGUUGCCCUGGAUCAGCCCGGAUUGCACCACGAUGAAGAAUCAGGAGAGAAAGAUGAGAUAAUUCCAAACGGCAAAGACGAUGAGUCGAGUGACUUGAGCAAGAAAGUGCCGAAAAUUGCAAAGAAUACUGCUGUUUUCACAUGGCAGAAUGUCAACUAUACCAUCCCCUACAAAGGUGGGCAGAAACAGCUGUUGCAGAAUGUUGAAGGCUAUGUCAAGCCUGGCCGACUCACGGCGUUGAUGGGAGCAUCUGGAGCCGGCCCCCUGCCCAAAAGCUUCCAGAGAGCCACAGGAUUUGCCGAGCAAAUGGACAUCCACGAGCCAACGGCUACCGUGCGAGAGUCACUCCGAUUCUCUGCUCUUUUACGACAGCCAAAGGAAGUCCCAAUAAAAGAGAAGUAUGACUAUUGUGAAAAAGUGAUUGAUUUGCUAGAAAUGAGAUCAAUCGCCGGAGCAACCGUCGGCACUACAGGCACUGGUCUGAAUCAAGAACAGCGGAAGAGACUCACCAUUGCAGUGGAAUUGGCCAGCAAGCCAGAACUGCUUCUUUUCCUGGACGAACCGACCUCUGGUCUUGACUCUCUGGCUGCUUUUAACAUUGUUCGAUUUCUUCGACGACUCGCAGAUGCCGGACAGGCAGUUCUUUGUACUGUGCAUCAGCCAUCGGCUGUUUUAUUCGAGCAGUUCGACGAUUUGCUUUUGUUAAAGAGUGGUGGGAGAGUUGUCUACAACGGCGAACUCGGGCAUGACUCGAAAACCUUGAUCAACUACUUCGAACACAAUGGUGGCAAGAAAUGUUCGCCGCGUGCGAAUCCAGCCGAGUACAUGCUUGAAGUCAUUGGUGCUGGCAAUCCAGACUACAAAGGAAAGGAUUGGGGAGAUGUAUGGGCCAACUCGUCCGAAUCAACGCAGCUCUCCCGAGACCUCGAGGGCAUAGUCAGCUCACGGCGCAACGUGCAGAACGAUUCCAUCAAGGAUGACCGCGAAUACGCAAUGCCGGUCCAUGUGCAGAUUGUGGCAGUGACAAGACGUGCCUUUGUUGCCUACUGGAGGACACCCGACUACAUCUUGGGCAAAUUCAUGCUCCACAUCUUCACCGGCCUAUUCAACACUUUCACCUUUUGGCAUCUCGGUCACAGCUACAUCGACAUGCAGUCGCGGCUCUUCUCCGUCUUUAUGACGCUGACCAUCUCACCACCCUUGAUCCAGCAGCUGCAGCCCCAGUUCCUGCAUUUCCGGAAUCUAUACAAAUCCCGUGAGUCAAAUUCAAAGAUCUACUCCUGGGUCGCAUUUGUCGUGAGCGCCAUCCUCCCAGAAUUGCCCUACUCUAUCGUCGCGGGCUCUAUCUACUUCAACUGCUGGUACUGGGGAAUCUGGUUCCCACGCGACUCUUUCACAUCUGGCUAUGUCUGGAUGCUCCUCAUGCUUUUCGAAACAUUCUACAUCGGCUUCGGGCAAUUCAUCGCAGCCGCAUCACCAAACGAGCUUUUCGCUUCCCUCCUCGUUCCGACCUUUUUCACUUUUGUUGUUGCAUUCUGCGGCGUCGUCGUGCCGUUCGCGGCCCUGCCGCACUUCUGGCAGUCGUGGAUGUACUGGCUCACGCCAUUCCACUACCUGCUUGAAGGGUUUCUGGGAGUUGUAACCCACAACAUUCCGGUUCGGUGUCUCCCGCGCGAGGAGGCGCGAUUUAGUACCCCCUCUGGCAUGUCGUGUCAGCAAUAUGCCGGUGCUUAUGCUAACCAGUCUGGUGGAUAUGUGAGGGACAUUGGGGGUGGGAUGUGUGCUUUUUGUCAGUAUUCGACCGGGGACCAGUUUGCUGCUAGCUUUAAUGUCUUCUACUCGCACAAAUGGCGUGACUAUGGUAUUUUCUGGGGGUAUGUGAUCUUCAACUUCGCCCUUGUUUUCGCUUUGUCCUGGUUGUACCUUCAUGGCGUAAGAGACAUGAAGCGGCGGAUUAGUGCUCGGCAGACGAGGAAGGGUGCAAACCCAGCUUGA